GUACGCGUUGUGUCUCGUCUGUCUCCCUCCCUCCCUCUCUCCCCAUCGUCAAAACCUCUCUUCCCCGGCUCUUCUUCCCACACCCACCUUUCCCUCGACCAACCGCCCACGUCCACCGCCCGAACCAUGCGUCACGUCGCCCUCAAGACAUGCCCGAGCCAUUGAAUUAUUCUCUGCCGUCUCGAACCGCAAGUCUCUCCUUCCUCACCGACGCUCCCGCCGCUCUUGUCGCCCGAUCCCUCUCGACAUCGACGGCCACUACCCGACGACUACGCAACAGCGACUACUGCUCGCCCUUAAUCUCCGACCGGCUUCUUUGUGUCUCUCGUCCUUGUCAAUAGACCCGCGAUACGCUGACACGCCGAUACGCCUUCCGUCAAUUGUCUUCGGCAAAUCCCAAGCGAUCAACGAUACCCAGAAACCAGCCCCCCGACGAACGAUACGAACGACGGUCGUCUUGUAUUCUACAAAUUGCGUCUUGUUAUUGUUCUUGUUCUCCUUAUCGCGAAGAAUGCGCUGAGGUAUCGCCCGGCCUCUUAUUUCCUGAUCCAACGACGAACGACAUUAUUCGAGGACACGACAUUUUCCCUCAUCUCGCUCGCUACCGACUAACCCCUGCCGUUUGGAAAGGGGAAAGAGACCGAGAACGCGGGAAAAAACAACGGCAUCGCUCAGAAUAGUGACCACAGCUGCUCGACACCCCCGUCACACACAAUCACACUACCACAACCAGUUGCGUCCAGCCUCUCGACGCCUCGAACCCCGGCCGACCGACCAUGCCCACCUACCUCACCCGCGAGAACUCUCCCAUCUACUCGUCAAACGCCGAUAUCCUCAACCUCGACCCAAACAAUACGCUGGACUUCUCGGGCCACAAGCAUCCCAUUAAUGGGCUCACACACACCCUGCCGCUCCGUCAUUCACGCUCAAACAACCUCCAUGACAGCUUCGACGAAAGCUCCACCUCGUCAACACACGCCUCGGACGUCUCUGAUUCCAUCCCCACUCAGAUGAAUGGGACGAGGCCGACGAGCAUGAGCUCGUUGCCCAACGGCUCGGCAGGGGCCGGAGGCGGCGCAGAUUUUGGUGAUCACGACCACGACCACGACCACGACCAAGAUAGUCAUGGCGAUCACAACGACUACAGGAAUCGCAAGUACCCCUUCCAGAAUGGUGCCACCUUGUCGAUGCCCGAUCGGACCGCGCCGCCUCCACCCAUCACUGUUGUGAAAAAGCCCACCUCCGAUACCGAGCAAUCGAGCCCGACGGACAACUACCUGACGCCGCCCACCAUCGGCUCGCCCGCCGCCGGUUCCAUCGAUCACACCAUCAAGACCAAUGGCACCAGCAGUCCAAACUACGCACCCCCGGCGAUACCCUCCAACGGCUACGCAACACCCGCCCCCGCUGUGAGCACUACAUCGCUAUCGCCAGACCCAAAUGCCCACAAGCAGCCGUCGUCGCCCCACCGCUUCUCCUCUCCGCCACUGUACAACUCGGCCGGUGCUACCCCCAACGCGUCGACCUCGACGGGUCUGCAACCGCCCAACGGAGGACUCAAGCACCGACACACGCUCGAGGUCCCCGGUACGCAAUCCAACCGGGCUUCCAAGGAUGGAUCCGAUACCGCUUUCUCGAGCGGGCGCUUCUCCCCGACGAGCACCACGCAAAGAGUGCGUAGGGCGUCUCUGAACCUGGUGCGGAGAGACACUCGCUCCAUGCAGUCGGAUGCUCCGCGAGACGAGGUCGUCCCCGACGAGGACGCCCUGCGUUGGGCUGAGCACUACCGUCAAAAGCGGGCAAGUAAGAGAAAGAGGAGGGAGGAGGAGGACGACGAUCGCGUGAUAGUGGGCACCAAGGUCGACGAACACCACGCCAACUGGGUCACCGCCUACAAUAUGCUGACGGGUAUCCGCGUCUCUGUGUCCCGCACCAACGCGAAGCUCGACCGGCCCCUCACUGAUGCCGACUUCGAGGCGAAGCAAAAGUCGACUUUUGACAUUGCCGGCAAUGAGUUGGUGCCCUCGGCAAAGUACGAUUUCAAGUUUAAGGAUUAUGCGCCCUGGGUAUUCCGGCAUCUGCGCAAUCGGUUUCGCCUCGACCCCGCCGACUACCUUAUGUCGUUGACUGGGAAGUACAUACUCUCCGAGCUGGGCUCUCCGGGAAAAAGCGGCAGCUUCUUCUACUACUCCAGAGACUACAAGUACAUCAUCAAGACGAUCCAUCAUGCCGAGCACAAGUUUCUGCGCAAGAUCCUCAAGGAUUACUACCACCACGUCACCGAGAACCCCAACACGCUGCUCUCUCAAUUCUAUGGCCUCCACCGCGUCAAGAUGCCCUACGGGAAGAAGAUUCACUUUGUCGUCAUGAACAACCUCUUUCCUCCCCAUCGGGACAUCCAUACCACAUUCGAUUUGAAGGGGUCUACGAUUGGUCGCGACUAUAAGGAAGACGAUCUCGAUAAAAACCCGCGGGCGACGCUGAAAGACCUCAACUGGAUGCGACGCCAACGACACCUUGAGCUGGGUAUUCAGAAGAAGAAGCUCUUCCUGGAACAGUUGCAAAAAGAUGUGGUGUUGAUGAAGAAGCUCAAGAUCAUGGACUACUCCCUAUUGAUUGGCAUCCAUGACUUGCAGCGCGGCAACGAGGAAAAUCUCCGUGGAAAGACACUCCAGGUCUUCAGUCCCGGCGGGGAUAACACCCAAGAGGACGGCGAGCCGCCUUCGGUGCUCCUACGGACCCCCUCCAAGCUGGAGAAUGCCCGCAAGGCGAGGGAGCUGAGGAAUAUGAUCAGGCACGAACGGCCCGUGCCCAUGGGCCAGACGGCGACCCAAAUGCCCGACGAGCUGGAUGAGGGCCAUGCCAGGUCGGGAUAUGUCUUCAACCAGGACGACGGCGGGUUCCAGGCUACCCACGAGGACAACUCGCCUGCCGACGAAAUUUACUACCUUGGCGUCAUCGAUUGCCUGACCCAUUAUGGAAUGAUCAAGAAGAUUGAGCACUUCUGGAAGGGUCUGACAAGCGACAAGACAAAGAUUUCUGCGCUUCCGCCCGAACAGUACGGUGACCGGUUCUUCAACUUCGUCGAGGGCAUCACCAUGUCCCCCGAGGAGGCGAUACGGGAGAAGCAGCGGAAGGACCAGGAGCAAAUCGAGGCUGCCGCCGCUGCUGAGAGACAACGCGUGGCUAGCUGGAGUUCAAGCAUGCGCCGUAGGUCGACGACAACCAACAUCCCGCCGAUGCCCAACUACCAGCCACCACCGACUCCACCCGGCGCCCCGAUGUCGCCCGAAGCCCGCGAUACGGUUGAACGAGCGCAACAGGAUGCUCGCCGGUCAGAAAGACACGGGGCGUCCGAGGCUAGUGUUCCUGAUAUGGUUCUUUCUACGGCCAAAAUGACGGAGCGUCGGGAGUCUGGCGGUCAAGGUGCACCCAUUCUGCCGGUUGUGGAGGAAGCGGCGGAAGCGUCAUCGCUCGGCGGGCGAAGCAGAGGUGGUGGGAGCCGAGACGGUGACGACUUCCGUCCUGCGACGCCAGCGAAACCGGGGAUGGAGAGUAGAUUCGCGGGUCUGAGGGACUACGCGCCGCCCACACCGCCGAAAGGUCACCAUCUCAAGCCCGAGAGCCAGGAUAGCGGUUACGGAGCGCUGCCGAACGGCAACGGCUCCACAGCGAGCAGAGAGGGUUCGAUCAACCUCAAGCCUCGCCUUAGUAGGGACUCGCUGGAUAAGGCCUUGCCGCCACUCCCUAAAGAGGCAGGUGAGCGCAGCAAUCUGCGCGUCGGACUUGUAUAGGGCGCGACUUUCUUGACGCGGAAGGGAAGCCAAGGUAACCGCAUUGUCACGAAUACGAGUGGAGAAGGGUGCAGUCAUACAGGGGAUGAACAAGAACGUGAAGAAGAUAACGAUGAGAAGAGCGGUUGAAGAAGCGGAUGACACGACCAACGAAAAUAACCAAAUCCACAAAUCGCAUCAAACGGGGUCUAUGACGAAUUCUGCAGUCUCCUUCAGCGAGGUCUCACAGCGACCAGGGCAACAGAGAGCCGAGAAGGGACGAGCCACAGAGCUUUUUUUACUAGUGUUUUCUCACAUGGAUGAUACCACCAUUGCAUUGAGCAUGCUUCCAUUUUUUACUUUUCAAACCCCCCUUUUUUCUUUUUCUUCUUUUAUUCUCCUUUCCUUGGGUUUCUCAAUCCAACCUGUCUCUUGUUUCAUGGGUUGUUUUUACCGCAAUACAGAAAGUCACUCAUACAUACAAACAUUGUUCUCGGCGAUGACCACACGCUCAGGAGGACAAGGAUAGGAACUAUUGGGAGGGUAAGAUCAGGACGGCGGAGGAAUUGGUGGGAAAAUUUAUAGCGGUAUUCAGCGGGCGGUUUUCCAUAUACCCCCCAUUGUCGGGGUCGGGCCGUCCUAGGUAGCAUCAAUAGAAGAGAGAAGUUCUCCGACGACUGCGAAAUGCGGGUGUGAUAUGCGGUGAUUUGUUUAUUACAAUAUUCAAGAGGCGAAGGUCGGGUGGGGGAGGCUGAGGUGACGAAUAAGUCGUUGGUGAACCAUUAGUUGUUCAUGAAUACAUUAUUCUACAGAGAUGUAUAUCCUCACAUUGCCGCUUUCCAAAGGGAGGGAGAGAGUAUUUCUAUAUGACAGGUGUUGUACAUGCGGGCUGCCCGGAGGCGAGGGGAGAAGCAGGAAAUGUUGGUAUCGAAAUGACGUGCUUUUAUGUUGGCGAGGCGCGGGUUCGGGUCGUGAAAGGGCUGGUACAGAGGGUCGAGGUGGAGUCGAUAUCGGCACCUUCCGCCCAUUCUCUGUGUGUUUCUCGCUCUUGUUCUUUUUCUUUUUCUUUCUUUUUCGCUUUCACUUCCUCCUUGCGGCGAGCAUGUCCUGCAGAUCGGCCUUGCUCGUGGCGGUGCCUUUGGCGGGCGCGGCGGUGUGGUCGGCGAAGGAGGUAGUGACGUCCAUCUUGACGGCGUUCUCAGCCUCUAGCUGGGCGAUGCGCUGCUUCUUCUGGAUAUCGGCGACGCGCCACUGCUUGAAGUACUUGACCUGCAGGCGGCGGCGCAAUCGCGCUCGAAUUCGGCGUUCUCGGUGGGACAGGCCUUGCGGGCUUUUGUGUCGUCCUUUAAUGCGUCAACAAUGUUGUUGCGGUCGAGGCAGCCGAAGUAAGCGUCGCGAGCGUCCCAGCACUUGCGGCGCUCGCUGCGGUCCGGGGCGCGGGCGCCGGUGCGGACCUCUUCGGCGCGGCGGGUCUCUUCGGACUGGAAGGAAGAAAAGAGGCCCAUUGUGUAGAGAGAGAGUGUGUGUGUGUGUGUAUCGGUGGGUGGAAGUUUGCGCGAUUAUUUCAGAUCAAAUAGAUUGGCUUCGGGGGCGUAGAGUGGUACGAGACGUCGUCGAGGGAGGGUGGCGGUGGUGGUGGUGAUGGGUGGGAUGCUCGAUGGCGG
This is a messenger RNA of Colletotrichum destructivum, 5437 nucleotides long. RefSeq names its product Putative phosphatidylinositol-4-phosphate 5-kinase, core. The transcript has 4 exons. Bases 777 to 3794 code for a protein of 1005 amino acids. Lineage: Eukaryota; Fungi; Ascomycota; Sordariomycetes; Glomerellales; Glomerellaceae. Gene Ontology annotation, cellular component: plasma membrane. Gene Ontology annotation, molecular function: 1-phosphatidylinositol-4-phosphate 5-kinase activity. Gene Ontology annotation, biological process: phosphatidylinositol phosphate biosynthetic process. The record is from RefSeq and is a predicted model, not a curated record.